Molecule: messenger RNA, 2504 nt
Organism: Hyla sarda
Lineage: Eukaryota; Metazoa; Chordata; Amphibia; Anura; Hylidae
Gene: LARP7
Product: La ribonucleoprotein 7, transcriptional regulator
Exons: 13
Coding region: 78-1904 (608 amino acids)
Biological process (GO): RNA processing
Cellular component (GO): nucleus
Molecular function (GO): mRNA binding
Source: RefSeq, a predicted model, not a curated record
AAAACACUCACAUCUGACAUCUUUUUCGAAGACUUCGCGCUCGGGUGACGUCAUAACCCUGCGCCCCACACGUCGAGAUGCCAGGAAACUGCACAUACACAGCCCUCCGUGCUGUACCUGAAAAAAAUCUAUUUUGUAAGAUGACUAUGGCAGAGAUGGAGAUGGAUACACCAAGGAAUGAACUGAAGGAAGAUGAAAGCACGGAGACCAGGAAGGAUCGUGAGAAAAAGAAACGUUACAGGGUGAAACAGCUGCUGGCCGACAUUGCCAAACUGGUAGACUUUUGGUUUGGUGAUGUCAACCUUCACAAAGAUCGUUUUUUGAGGGAGCAAAUUGAAAAAUCCAGAGAUGGCUAUAUCGACAUAUCGCUCUUGGCUUCUUUUAAUAAAAUGAAAAAAUUGACUACAGACCCCAAGCUUAUUGCCAGGGCCUUAAAGAAUUCUUCUGUAGUAGAGAUAAAUUUGGACAGUACAAAAAUCCGAAGGCGGCUUCCACUUGGUGAGAAACCACAAGAUGUUGAUGCACGUACUGUAUAUGCGGAGUUGCUUCCCAAAAAUGUCACACACGGUUGGAUAGAACGGGUGUUUGGUAAAUGUGGCACAGUGGUCUAUAUAAGCAUCCCUCGGUAUAAAUCCACAGGAGACACCAAAGGUUUUGCAUUUAUUGAGUUUGAGACACAAGAGCAAGCUGCCAAAGCAAUUGAGCUCUUAAACAACCCCCCUGAGGAAGCACCAAGGAAGGCAGGCAUUUUUCCUAAAACUGUGAAAAACAAACCUCUUCCAGAGCUAAACGUACAAGAGACGCAAGAUAUAGAGGAAAAGAAAAAGAAGAAGAAGAAAAGGUCGAAGAGCAAAAAGGAGAGUGAUGAAACAGCAGAGGAUGAAAGUAAUGAACAGAGUGUUAUGGAAUUAUCUGCAAAAGAAACAACAAAGUCUAAAAGGCACCGCAGUGUAUCUGAGAGCUCGGUGACUGAUACAUCAGAAUCUACCAAACAGGCCUCUAAGAAGGAAACACGGAAACGGGACAGAGCAGAGAGCUCCGACCAGUCAGAGGAAGGUAGACCUUCCAAGAGAAAACACAGCAGUUCAGAGGAGCAGGACUCUUCCAAGUACCGAAAACUGCAAGAUAAUGAUGAUGUACAGUCAAAACCAAAAGGGGCAUCUGCAGAACUGCGGGAAUAUAGAGAGAUUUCGACUGAAGAGGAAAAGGACAGGGGUGACAAGAAAGAAUCAUUAAGCAAAGUUAAGAGAAAGCGAAAGAAGAAGCAUAGGGAGCGACAUAGAGUUGGAGAAGAGGUCAUCCCUUUAAGAGUAAUAUCCAAGCAGGAAUGGUUAGAUCUCAAGGCUGAAUACUUGGAAUUGCAAAGAGCCAGUAUGUCUUUCCUUAAAAAGUCCAUAAGUGGGAAAAAUGAUGAUUCAGUCGGUGAAAUGGAAGUUGAAAAAGCCAAACAGAACUCCAGUGUGAAAGACGUGCAUACUGUGAAAAAUGAAACACUUGGACCCCAGUUUGUCAGUGGGGUUAUUGUGAAGAUCACCAGUCCAGAUCCUUUUCCUAAUCGCCAGCACGUUAAGGAUGCUUUGUCUGGAGUGUCUGAAGUGGCAUAUGUUGAUAUGUUGGAAGGAGAUACAGAGUGCCAUGUCCGUUUUAAAACCCCUGAAGAUGCCCAGGUGGUCUUUAAUUCCUGCCCAGAAAUACAGAGAAGGCACAACUGGAAAAUGCAGAUCCUGUCUGGAGAUGGUGAGCAGAGAUAUUGGCAAAAGAUCUUGGUGGACAGACAAGCAAAACUAAACAGGCCGCGUGAAAAGAUACGUGGCACUAAAAAGCUGGUUGCUAAAGGAGAAAACAUGAGGCUCAUCAAAACGCAAGAGGCAAGCAAGCACAUCCGAUUCCUUGAAGAACCAUGAGUCAUAUGUAUUUGUACAUUUUGCAUUGAUUUUACCUUUUUUUUCACCCUACACUUGUAAAUUAGACUGUUUCAUUCAGAGAUUGACAUUCUGUAUUGGAUGUUCUAAUACAGUAGUACACCUACAAGAUUCUUGUUGUCGCAACUUUAAAACUUUUGAUUAGAAAGCCCAUCAUGUCUGCAUUAGGUUUAUUUAAAUGUCACCUUUUUUUUAUUUUUUUUUAUUUUUUUUAAGGUUCUAUUCACACGUACAGUAUUUUGCGCAGAUUUGAUUAGCAGGAUUUCAAGCUGUGUUCAGUCAUUCAAUUAACAUUGAAAUCUGCAGCAGAAAAUCCUGCGCAUCAAAUCUGCACAGAAUACUGUACGUGUGGAUAGACCAUAAGGCAGAUAUUUUUUUAUUAACAUUUUCAAAUUUGUACAUGCAAACAUAGAAAAACAAUCCACUGGCAUUCAAAUGAGUCAGUUGUACACCAUAUAUCCUAUAAAAAAUAACCAAUAUUGCCCGCCAAAAUAAAAGAAGAAAGAAAGAAGAAAAAUCAUCAACCUUAAAUGUUACUUUUUUUUGUUUUUAUAAUAAAAAUAUUUUUUUUACUCCACAUUU